Messenger RNA from Drosophila takahashii, 4052 nucleotides. RefSeq names its product probable multidrug resistance-associated protein lethal(2)03659. The record is from RefSeq and is a predicted model, not a curated record. Gene Ontology annotation, biological process: transmembrane transport. Gene Ontology annotation, molecular function: ABC-type transporter activity; ATP hydrolysis activity; ATP binding. Gene Ontology annotation, cellular component: membrane. Lineage: Eukaryota; Metazoa; Arthropoda; Insecta; Diptera; Drosophilidae.
UUAACUUUUCGGAGCGCGGACGUGUUGUGGAGUAAUUAACAUAAUAAUUGUAGUUGACCGGACAGAAAUAUUUUGGUGCUUCGGUAACAAAAAUGCAGUCCGUAAACACUGAAGACCUGCAGGAGAAUCCUCGAGAGAGAUCGAAUUUCAUUUCGUCAUUAUGUUUUUGGUAUACUAUGCCCAUAUUUCGUAAGGGCUCAAAGAACACGUUGGAUGAAAAUGACAUUUACAGUCCUCUGAAGGAACUUAAGUCGGAUAAUCUUGGCGACAAAUUGAGCGCCUCAUGGGACCGAGAAAGAAAAUCAGAGGGAAAGCCAAGCUUGUUAAGAGCCCUGCUGCGGGUUUUUGGCUGGCAAAUCGCAUUUCCCGGACUGUCAAUUUUCUUGGUAGAGAUGGGACUGGUAACUUUAAAGCCCAUCUUUCUGGUAAAGCUUAUUUCCUACUACACACAUGGUACAGAAGCCGCUGAGAUGGGCUAUUAUUAUGCGGGCGCUUUGAUCCUGAGUAAUGCUCUCUGCGUGAUGAUCCUAGUUCCUGUCAUGUUUACCAUGCAUCUUGUCUUCUUCAAGAUGCGGGUGGCUUUAGGAAGCCUUAUCUACCGAAAGGCCCUGCGUCUGAGCAGACGGGCACUGGGCAACACCAUGUCCGGUCAUGUGGUCAACCUGAUUUCAAACGACAUCUCCCGCCUGGACUAUGCACAAUACUAUUUACAUUACCUUUGGGUGGGGCCUCUGCAGACCGUGGUGGUCACCUACUUGAUGUACCAGGAGAUUGGAAUCGCUGCUUUCUUUGGCGUUAUCUUCAUGGCGCUCUUCAUACCGCUUCAGAUGUUUUUGGGCAAGUUGACGGCGGUGCUGCAGUUGAGGGCCGCCAAAAGGACGGACAAUCGGAUGCGGAUGGUCAAUGAAAUCAUCUCGGGCAUCCGCGUGCUCAAGAUGUACGCCUGGGAACUGCCUUUCCAGAAAAUGACCGAGUAUGCACGUCGAAAAGAAAUGAACGCCAUUCGCCAAGGGCAAAUCAUAAGAAGCUUUGCCUUGACCUGCAGAAUGAUCCUUUCACGGGUCUCCAUCUUUCUCAGUUUGGCUGGUUACGUUUUCCUGGGCCAGUUUCUUACGCCGGAAAAGGCAUUUCUGAUCACUGCCUUUUACAAUGCCCUGAAAGGCUCCAUGAAUAUAUAUUUCCCGAACGCCAUCAAUCACACAGCCCAAAUUCUGGUUUCCAUAAGGCGUGUGGAAAAGUUCAUGCUGUCGGAGGAGGUGAGUGAGCUCGAGACUCCGUCAAAGGAUUCCAUCAAUGCUACGGCAGAGGAGGAAAAGCUUUUACCGCCAUCCCAAACUGUUAUUGAUCCUGAGAAGGAUCUCCCCGAAUCUGUCAUCUCCAUCAGCGGACUUAAAGCCAAAUGGGAUCUCGAAUCCCCGGAUUACACACUUAGUGGAAUAAAUCUUCAGGUUCAGAGAGGCACUAUUGUGGCCGUCAUGGGUUCCACAGGAUCUGGAAAAUCCAGUCUUAUACAGGCCAUCCUCGGGGAGCUGAAGGCGGAUUCUGGUCAGAUCAAGGCGAAUGGCUCCGUUUCGUACUCCUCCCAAGAGCCGUGGCUCUUCUCUGGAACUGUUCGUCAGAAUAUCCUCUUUGGACAACCCAUGGAUCGGCGAAGGUACGCUCAGGUGGUAGAAAAGUGCGCUUUGAAACGAGAUUUCGAGCUGCUUCCGUUCAAGGAUAAGACUGUAGUAGGAGAACGAGGAGCUUCGCUCUCAGGUGGCCAGAGGGCCAGGAUCACCUUGGCCAGAGCUGUCUACCGGGAGGCCUCCAUCUACCUACUAGACGAUCCGCUGAGUGCGGUGGACACCCAGGUGGCCCGUCAUCUCUUCGAACAGUGCGUGCUUGGCUAUCUGCGUGGGAAAACCGUAGUGCUGGUUACCCAUCAGCAGCAGUUCCUGCAGCUCGCCGAUCAGAUUGUGAUCCUAGAAAAGGGUCAGGUGAGUGCGGUGGGCACCUACGAUUCGCUCCUCAAAACGGGAGUCGACUUUGUCACCAUACUGGGUGAAGCGGAAAAGGAAGAGAAGAAUCUGGAGGAGGAACGUCCGCGCUUGGAUAGUAAAACCCAUAAUGUAGUUCGCUGCGACAGUCUGAAAUCCUUGCAGUCCGUCGGAGAUUUGUCUCCAGAGAAUAUAACUAAGGAGACCCAAGGAUCUGGUAGCAUUGGUCUGGGAUUGUACAAGAAGUACUUCCAGGCGGGCGGCGGAUGUAUCGCUUUCUUUGCCAUGAUGAGCUGUUCCGUGUUGGCGCAGGGGGCGGUUUCAUGGGGCGACUACUUCCUGACUUACUGGGGUAACAAGAACGUGAAUGCUCGAGGUGAAUUAAAUGAUACGCUGGAACCAAACCCCUCGAUAAGUGAGCAAGUAAAGGACUCCGUUACAAUGGAUUUAUACAUAUUCACGCUAAUCACAAUACUGGCCAUUCUACUGCCCUUUUUGGCCAAUACAAUGUUGUUCAAUAUGGCCAAGAAAGCCUCUAUUCGUCUGCACAACACCAUACUAAGAAGGAUAAUGCGAGCUUCCAUGCACUUCUUCAGCACCACUGAAGUAGGAAGCAUUUUGAAUCGAUUUUCGAAGGACAUGAGCCAAGUGAGCGAGUUGCUUCCCGAUGUGAUGGCAGAUCUCUUACAGAUUAUUCUUUCCCUGGCUGGACUCAUCAUCCUUUUAGUCAUUGUCAAUCCUUUGUUUCUUGCUCCAACACUAGUUAUGAGUAUCAUUUUCUGUCAGCUGCGCAACUUUUAUCUGAAAACCUCGAGGGACCUGAAGCGAAUUGAAGCUAUAGCCAGGUCACCAGUUUACUCCCAGUUGGCUGCUUCCCUGAACGGCCUGUCCACCAUCCGAGCCUUUGAGGCUCAGCGCGUUUUGGAAACAGAGUUUGACAAUUACCAGGAUGUGCACAGCUCAGCUCUUUAUAUGUUCCUUAGCACCUCGAGUGCCUAUGGUUAUUGGAUGGAGUGCCUGUGUGUGGUUUACAUAGCAAUCGUUACAUUCAGCUUCUUCAUCUUUCCUCCGGCAAACGGAGGCGAUGUGGGUCUAGCCAUAACACAGGUCAUGGGUCUGAUGGGCAUGGUUCAGUGGGGAAUGCGUCAGUCAGCCCAGAUGGAGAACUUAAUGACCGCCGUGGAGAGGGUGGUGGAGUACGAGGACAUUGAGCCGGAAGGAGCGUUGGAAGCUCCGGCCGAUGAGAAGCCACCAAAGACCUGGCCAGAGCAGGGAAAGAUCGUGUUCGACGAGUUGAGCCUUCGCUAUACACCAGAUCCGAAAUCGGAGAAUGUGCUCAAGUCCCUGAGCUUCGUGAUAAAGCCAAAAGAAAAAGUAGGCAUCGUGGGACGCACUGGGGCGGGCAAAUCCUCGCUGAUCAACGCCCUCUUCCGACUGUCCUACAACGAUGGAUCCGUGCUCAUAGACAAGAGGGACACCAGUGAGAUGGGGCUGCACGACCUGCGCAGCAAGAUCUCGAUCAUUCCCCAGGAGCCCGUGCUCUUCUCCGGCACCAUGCGAUACAACCUGGAUCCCUUCGACGAGUACAGCGACGAGAAGCUGUGGAGGAGCCUGGAGGAGGUGAAGCUGAAGGACGUGGUGGCCGAUCUGCCCAGUGGCCUGCAGAGCAAGAUCACCGAGGGCGGAACCAACUUCAGCGUGGGCCAGCGCCAGUUGGUCUGCCUGGCUCGGGCCAUCCUGCGCGAGAACCGCAUCCUGGUGAUGGACGAGGCCACGGCCAACGUGGAUCCCCAGACGGAUGGCCUCAUCCAGACCACCAUUCGCAACAAGUUCAAGGAGUGCACCGUGCUGACGAUAGCCCAUCGGCUGCACACCAUCAUGGACUCGGACAAGGUGCUGGUCAUGGACGCCGGAAGAGCGGUGGAGUUCGGGACGCCCUACGAACUGCUGACGGUAGCAGACUCCAAGGUGUUCCACGGCAUGGUCAAGCAGACGGGUCACGCCACCUACGAGAGCCUGCUAAAAGUCGCACAAAAGGCAUUUGAAUCCGCCCAGAAUCCCAGUCUUUCUUCAUGA